Messenger RNA from Lepidothrix coronata (blue-crowned manakin), 6722 nucleotides. It is a transcript of the gene JAKMIP2, whose product is annotated as janus kinase and microtubule interacting protein 2. Bases 248 to 2710 code for a protein of 820 amino acids. The record is from RefSeq and is a predicted model, not a curated record. The transcript is spliced from 22 exons. NCBI's taxonomy places the organism in Eukaryota, Metazoa, Chordata, Aves, Passeriformes, Pipridae. Gene Ontology annotation, molecular function: microtubule binding; kinase binding.
CGCAGGAGGCGGCGGGGCCGGUGCGGGCGCUGGAGCCGCCGCGGCGGCGGGAAGAUGGAUGCGCCGCGCUCGUCCCUCGCCGCUCGGCAUCCUCCCCUGGCCGCGGCACGGGCUUCCAAAGCAGCUGAGUCCAGGACCUUAAGGAAUGUCACACAGUGGUUGCUGAACUAACUGGCACUGAAAGGACCAGAAAAAGAUGGCAGUCUGUAUUUGAAAUAAACACGUGGACUCUCGCAGAUAAGAAACCAUGUCAAAAAAAGGACGUAGCAAGGGCGAAAAGCCUGAGGCACUGAUUGUUGCCCUACAGGCUGCCAAUGAGGAACUCAGGACCAAGCUAACAGACAUUCAAAUUGAGCUGCAUCAGGAGAAAUCUAAGGUUGCUAAACUCGAAAGAGAGAAGACCCAAGAAACGAAGCGUAUCCGCGAGGUGGAGCAGCGCAAGCAGACCGUGCAGAUCACGGAGCUGAAAGCCAAGCUCCAUGAGGAGAAAAUGAAGGAGUUGCAGGCUGUGAGGGAGAACCUCAUCAAGCAGCAUGAGCAGGAGAUGACGCGGAUGGUGAAGGUCCGGGACAGCGAGAUCCAGCGGCUCAAGUCCGCGCUGUGCGCGCUGCGGGAUGGGAGCAGCGACAAAGUACGGACAGCGCUGACCAUCGAGGCUCGCGAGGAGGCCAGAAAACAGUUCGACUCUGAGCGCCUUAAGCUUCUGCAGGAAAUCACUGAACUGAAGUCUGCCAAAAAGCAGGUAGAUGAGGCCCUUAACAACAUGAUCCAGGCCGAUAAGAUCAAGGCGGGGGAUCUUCGGAGCGAGCACCAGUCCCACCAGGAAGCCAUUUCCAAGAUCAAAUGGGAGAGUGAAAGGGAUAUCCGACGCCUGAUGGAUGAGAUCAAGGCUAAAGACAGGAUCAUAUUUUCCUUGGAGAAAGAACUGGAGACACAGACAGGCUACGUGCAGAAGCUGCAGCUGCAGAAGGAAGCUCUGGAUGAGCAGCUCUUCUUGGUGAAGGAGGCAGAGUGUAACAUGAGCAGUCCCAAGAGAGAGAUCCCGGGAAGGGCUGGAGAUGGCUCGGAGCACUGCAGCAGCCCUGACCUGCGCAGGAACCAGAAGAGGAUAGCGGAGCUGAACGCCACAAUCCGCAAGCUGGAGGACAGGAACACGUUGCUCGUUGAUGAACGAAAUGAACUGUUGAAACGUGUCCGAGAAGCUGAGAAACAAUGUAAACCUCUUCUGGAAAAGAACAAGUGCCUCACGAAGAGAAAUGAUGAACUUAUGCAGUCUUUGCAGCGCAUGGAAGAUAAACUCAAAGCAGUCACUAAAGAAAAUAUAGAAAUGAGAGAAAAAAUAACAUCACAUCCCCCUCUAAAGAAGUUAAGAUCUCUCAAUGACCUGGAUCAGGCCAAUGAGGAACAAGAAACUGAAUUCUUAAAGCUUCAGGUCAUAGAACAGCAGAACAUAAUCGAUGAGUUAACAAGGGACAGGGAGAAACUCAUUCGUCGCAGGAAGCAUAAAAGGAGCUCAAAACCAAUUAAGAGACAUGUGGUGGAUACAUUUUUUGGGUAUGAUGAUGAUUCCAUGGACUCUGAAACAUCCUCUGUGGCCUCAUAUAGAACAGACAGGACACCAGCAACCCCAGAUGAUGAUCUGGAUGAGGGUUUAGCAGCGGAAGAGUCAGAGCUGCGGUUUCGGCAGCUGACAAAGGAGUACCAGGCCCUGCAGAGAGCAUAUGCACUGCUGCAGGAGCAGACAGGAGGGGUCAUAGAUGCUGAAAGAGAAGCCAAGGCUCAGGAGCAGCUCCAAGCUGAAGUCCAGAGGUAUAGAGCCAAAAUAGAAGAUCUGGAGAAAACUUUGGCACAGAAAGGACAGGACUCACACUGGGUGGAAGACAAGCAGCUUUUCAUUAAGAGGAACCAAGAACUUUUAGACAAGAUAGAGAAACUGGAAGCAGAAAACAACCGUCUGCAACAGGAGCUGCAGGAUGCCCGAGACCAGAACGAGCUGCUGGAGUUCCGCAACCUUGAGCUGGAGGAAAGAGAGAGACGGUCCCCACCAUUUAAUCUCCAGAUUCACCCAUUCUCAGAUGGUGUGAGUGCUCUACAGAUCUACUGCAUGAAGGAAGGGGUUAAGGAUGUCAGCAUCCCAGACCUCAUAAAGCAGUUAGACAUCCUAGGUGAUAAUGGGAAUUUAAGAAAUGAAGAACAAGUGGCCAUAAUUCAGGCUUCCACCGUAUUGUCCUUGGCAGAAAAGUGGAUCCAGCAGAUUGAGGGAGCUGAAGCUGCUCUGCAUCAGAAAAUGAUGGAACUGGAAAGUGAUAUGGAGCAAUUUUGCAAAAUAAAAGGUUAUUUGGAGGAAGAAUUAGACUACAGGAAACAAGCUCUUGACCAAGCAUACAUGAGGAUCCAGGAGCUUGAGGCCACCUUGUACAAUGCUUUGCAGCAAGAAACGGUGAUAAAGUUUGGGGAACUACUCACUGAAAAACAGCAGGAAGAGCUGAGGACAGCAGUAGAAAAGCUAAGGCGUCAGAUGCUGAGGAAGAGCAGAGAAUAUGAUUGCCAGAUUCUUCAGGAGAGGAUGGAGCUGCUCCAGCAGGCUCAUCAGAGGAUCCGAGAUUUGGAAGAUAAAACUGACAUCCAAAAGAGACAAAUUAAGGAUCUGGAGGAGAAGUUUCUAUUUCUAUUCUUGUUCUUCUCUCUUGCCUUUAUUCUUUGGCCUUGAUGUCAAUGUGCCUCUUGGAAAGAGGAUCUGCACUGCUGUGAACUCCCUUGAACUGUAAGAGCUGCAGCAGGCCCAGCAUCACAGCACGCAUGAUACCUGUAGAGUGUUUUACCAAGGCCAGGCACUCCACAGGUGCAAAGCAUCAAGUCUUGUAGCAGUUCCUCAAAAACAAGGCAAUGGUAAGCUCCUCGUCCCCUGCCUUCACCCCUCUGUUUUCCUCCACGGGAUUCUUUCCCCUCACUACCUGAGGGAAAAUCUCCAGACAGAAGCAAUUUGGGAAUGGAGUUGGCGAGAUUGAGAGGGAUUUUAACAACAUCAUAUUUUCUGAGGCUGGAAUACAUGGAAUCAGAGAGAAUAACUAACAUUGAUUUGUGUUUCCCACUCACGUUAAAAACCACCUGCCUACCCAGGUGACAAACUCAGCAAAGGUGAGAAUGGCAGGGGGAGUGUGCCAUCACCAUUUCUUCUUAUUACAACUACUGAGGUAUAUUUCUUUAUUUCCACUGGAUGCAAGUGAACUGUGUUACCUUUAUCCUAAGGGACUUCAAACAAACAAACAAACAAAACCCUAAACUCCUCCUUGAAAUGCACCUAGGGAGCCACUUGGUGGUGAAAGUUCUUUGGUUUUGUUCAUGCCCUGAUGCAGUUUAUUCUUUAUGGACCUUUUCACCAGGUGAGAGAAAACCACAGUGCAGUCACAGAUUAUACUUUCUGGUUUCUUUCUUGCCCAGAGUGAACACAGCACUCACUGCUGAACUGAGAUAACAAGGGACAAGCACGGGGGAAACCAUGUGCAGCAGUAUAUUGUAUGCAGACCAGAAGCUCUCUAAUUCCUGUUUACGUGGGAUUUUCCUACCUGCAUUCUCUCUGUGUUUGUGAACUUACACAUUCACUUAUUUGUGAUCACAAAUAAGUGUGGUCUGUGUGGAUUUUGCACCCAGUGAAUUUUACUAUGUAGGCUUGAAUGCUGGGAGAACAAAGACAAAAUGGUGCCCUUUUUUCCCUAGGUGCAAACCUGAGAACUAAAGUUCUUUUCCAUAGGGAAAGCCAUAGGGAAGGCUUCCUCGGGACAGCAGCAUUCUGUGUUUGCCUCGGUGCUAUAUUAGCCAAAAUUCUGGGCUUGCCCUGACACCACAAGGGUAUUGCUUGCUGCCAUGUCUCCUGUCAGGGGUGAAUUUUGGGCAGCUUUGGUUCAAGAGUCAUUGAAACUUGUGCAUAACUAUUCAUCUGAAGAUGCCUAUGGGGACUUUUCUGGACCAGAGGGCUGGGCUUUGAGGGGUUUAAAUGGACAGGCUUAGCAAAAUGCCUGGAAUUUUCACAAAUGCUUUUCAUACAGACAAACAAAACCAGUUUAACACUGGUAGCUGUAAGAUCAGACCUUUUCAGCUUCCUGAUUGAUAGAUUGCAUCUUGGCAGCUGGGAUAGGUAGGUAGAGGAACUUACCACUUACCUGAUACAGAUUUUUUUUUAUUUUUAUUUUUAGAGUGCCCGACUACCCAGAUAAGUCCUUAUAAAGGCAAAUGCUUCCAUCCCCCGAUGAAGAGAAUAUUGUUUACACCUAUUUUAAAAAGUAUAAAAAUGAACAACCUGUAGCCAAGACUGCAACCACCUUGUAUUUUAAAGCCAUCACUCAAAAUUUGUUACCUGACAGUUCCUGUCUAAAGCUAUGACAUAUGCUGCAUCUAAUGAAAUUCUAUAUGUUGAAAUUACGAAAGGGGAAGAAAAAUGAACUGUGAACCUACAUCACCCGGGAAGAACUUAAAGGGAAGGAACCACUUUCAGCUGAUCAAGUCAGUGUGUCUUGGGCAUGGAACCAAAGUUACAACAGAAAAAUCUAUCCCUGCUGUGCAGGGCAAUCAUUUAAAUGUCACCCUGUCAUCCCACAAAUGGAUCAAAAGCGAACAGGACAGAGCAGGAGAAACUCGAGCCGUGGGGAGAUGCCGACAACCAAGCGCUCGGCUUGAACUGUGCGGCUUUCUCGCUGCAGGGACUCCUGCUCUCCCUCUUUGGUUUUAACCUCAGGAACAAAUGACAGCUGCAAUGUGGGAGGAAGAAAGGAAAAUGAACCGGUCUGGGUUAUUGCAGGAUGGGCAGGACAGGUCACCACGUUUUGUGCUUGAGGUCGUAACACAGCACCACCCGCCUUGGCCAAGGAAGGGGAGAAGAGGGUGUGUGGUGUAAGGAGGGUUCCCGACAGAGUUGAAGCCUUAUCUCUCUUCACUGUCCCUCCAUGAAGAACAGCCUGUCUAUUAUCAGAUACUUUUCAUACUCUUUAAAGACUGCCGUUGAGAUAAUAAUGACUAUACUUGGUUUUACUAUUGAAUAACCACUGAGGAUCACUGGAUUGGACCUACAGAGUAGCUUCUGAGAAAGAAAACAAAUGUUGGAGGAUGGGGCGGGGGGGCGGGGGAAGCCCAUUUGACAUGAUCCACAAAGCAUCAGCUUCCAACUGUUUUGUCCCAGCUUGGAACAAAUGUUUUGGUUCAGCUUGUCUACUGACUUUGUUAGCUGGCUUCCUGAUUAAUGACACAUAAACUAAAAAUGGGGAAAAGCUGUGUGAACACAGCCUCAUUACAAGUAAGAGGUAUUGCUAGUCUGUUUAGAUUUUUCCACUGUUAAGAGUAACUAAAAGCAGUUUGCAUUUCAAAGCAUUACUUACCUCUCUAAUCACGAAGCCUGGAACCCGGCCCUGGUGCCUCCCUGAGGGUCACAGGUCUACGCCCCCAGUACUCUAUAAAAACGACCCUGAGAAGCAUCACCCUGCAGCAAACCCUGCGAGGGUCCUGUGCCGCGGGGAGCAGCACAGCCAGCUGCACCCACCCUCCCUUCCCUCACUGGUGGGCUGACAGUGCACAUCUCUGUGCCUCGGCUUUCAUUUUCCUGGGAAUGGAGUCAUGCCUGGGCAGACUUCGGGGUUCCUGUGGCAAGGCUGUGUCUUCCACGAUGGAGCCUUAAUUUUAACUGGGAGAAGUGGAUGUCUGUACUACAAACUAGAAAAUUAAGGGCCAGAAUACAGCCUGUGUAUUACCUACACCUUCAAAACAGGGCUCACAUGUACCAACAUCUUACGCACACAGACGGCUCAUCAAAAAGUGCUUUUCAAAGAGCUUCUCCUUUGUUUGCCUGUUUACUUUUACAUAUGAAGCUUCUGAGGCACAAAGCAGUGAAGUCACUUGCCACAGCAACUUGUCAGGUCAAAAGCAGUUCUGUGGCCUUAGCAGGGAGGAAGUUCUCUAGUAUCAAGGGUGCCAGCCCCUCACAGAUAUCUUUUUUUCUUGGCCAGAAUAGCUUUUAAUCAGUAAUGUCCAUUCACCCAACUGCAUAGCAAUGCUGGGCUCAGUUUCUCCACAGACUCCUUACAUCCUCAUUUCUUGAAUGCCAGGAUAUUGUGAUAAGCCUUUCAUCAAAGGUUAGAAGCUAUUAGCAAAUGAUUUUUUUUCCCUGCUCCUUAAAAUUGGUUUAAGUUAUAGAAUGACCACAUCUUCUUGAAGCACUCUAGUUCAGCCGAGGGGUUCACUGAGUUCUGCACUGAGUUCUGCUGUAUGUUUGUUGGUUCAUUGUUUUAAAAGACAGGCUUGUAGGCAUAUAUGUUACACGACUGCAGGUACGUUGCAUGCUCUUUGUUCAAAUUCCUUUUCCUCAGCAGAAGACUCUGUGGAUCAGGUUGACCCAAAUGUACACGUGCUUUCCAUGAGCCAGCAGUUCAGUCCUGAAGUUCUGGAGUCGGGGGAAGCCUUGUCCCACCCCUGUGACAGCUGGAGAUCACUAGCAGCUUUACAACAGUUUGAUAGCUACAAAAAGGGGGGGGGGUGUCUCACUGGCUAUUCGUUCUUCCCCCCUCACUCUUUUCUCCCCUCUUGCAGCACCACUUAAUUUCACACCAUUAGGCUGCUUUCCUCAGCAUUAGGGCUGGCAGUUGAAGCACUGAGCUCUUCUUGCAGAAGAAUAAGCAGCACCUGGUUUCAAUGACAGUGCAAUAACUUCCACCACUGGUUUGGCUAAAGGAAAAAAA